Limanda limanda (common dab) is the source of this 1439-nucleotide messenger RNA. It is a transcript of the gene hdac8, whose product is annotated as histone deacetylase 8. Gene Ontology annotation, molecular function: histone deacetylase activity. The transcript is spliced from 11 exons. Lineage: Eukaryota; Metazoa; Chordata; Actinopteri; Pleuronectiformes; Pleuronectidae. The record is from RefSeq and is a predicted model, not a curated record. Bases 77 to 1237 code for a protein of 386 amino acids.
AGGCUGCAGGACCAUCGCUGUGUCUCCGUCUUCUCUCGAGUCUCCGGGACAAAGCUCGGAUUCAAACUGCUCGUCCAUGAGUCGCAGAGGGGACAGAGAUGAGGACAGUGAGGAGGACCGGGACGAGGACCGCCCGGGGACCCGCUCCGUGGCGUACGUCCACAGUCCCCAGUACAUCGAGACCUGCGACACUUUGUCCAAAGUCCCGCACCGGGCGAGCAUGGUGCAUUCCCUGAUCGAAGCCUACGGGCUGCUGAGACACAUGAGUGUGGUGAAGCCUCGUGUUGCCACCAUCGAGGAAAUGGCCAAGUUCCACACGGACUCGUACCUGGAGCAUCUUCAUAAGAUCAGCCAGGACGGAGACAACGACGACCCCCAGUCAGUGGACUACGGCCUGGGUUACGACUGUCCCGUGGUGGAGGGGAUAUUCGACUACGCGGCGUCAAUAGGGGGCGCUACACUCACCGCAGCUCAGUGUCUGCUGGACCAAAAGUGUGAGGUGGCCAUCAACUGGGCCGGGGGCUGGCACCACGCGAAGAAGGACGAGGCGUCGGGUUUCUGCUACGUGAACGACGCCGUGUUGGGAAUCCUCAAACUGAGGGAGAAGUAUGAGCGAGUGCUUUACGUGGACGUUGACCUGCAUCACGGAGAUGGUGUGGAAGACGCCUUCAGCUUCACCUCCAAAGUCAUGACCGUCUCGCUGCACAAGUUCUCCCCUGGAUUCUUCCCAGGUACAGGAGACAUGUGUGACACGGGGCUGGGGAAAGGACGCUGGUACGCCGUGAACGUCCCCCUGGAGGACGGCAUCAAGGACGACAGAUACUACCAGAUCUUUACCAGUGUGAUGCAGGAGGUGCGGGCGCAGUUCAACCCGGAGGCCGUGGUGAUGCAGCUCGGCGCCGACACCAUGGCGGGCGACCCCAUGUGCUCCUUCAACAUGACGCCGGUGGGGGUGGGCAAGUGUCUCCAGUACGUCCUGCAGUGGCAGCUCCCAACUCUGCUGCUGGGAGGAGGAGGUUAUAACCUGGCGAACACGGCUCGCUGCUGGACCUAUCUGACCGCCGCGGUUCUGGGAAAGACCCUUUCCUCCGAGAUACCAGACCACGAGUUUUUUACCAAAUACGGACCCGACUACUCGCUGGAGAUCAGCCCGAGCUGCCGACCGGACCGGAACGACACCAAACACCUGGACCAGGUCCUCGGCACCAUCAGAGGGAAUUUAAAGAAUGUGGUUUAGGAGCCGGCGGACUCGGCCUCCUCUACAAACACACACACACACCAUCACACAUUCAGACACACAAACACACACCAUGUUUCCAACCCAGGUCGACGCUCGGUGGCUCUAAUGAAGACAACAUGGAGCGGACCCCUUCGGCCCCCGAGGCGACGGAGGGAUGGAGGCAGCGAGAGGAAAACAUGAGCCGAGUGUUUCCAGAGGA